UCCCGAAAAUUGUAAGAUAAUAUUAAAGUUGGCAAAAUUGCUUUACUCUAUUUUGGCGCCGUGUAAAACAAUAACAGGUUCUCAGGAAGACUGCAGAAGUCCAUGAGUCAACGCGAGACAAUGCUUCAACAUCAAUUUCAAGAAUUAGUAGGCACAGUAGAAAAUCUGAGAAUGAGACGGCAAAGUUUGCAACAAGUCAUUUCGGCUGAGGAGGAAAAAAGGACGAGACUAAUGGAUGAAAUAAAGAAGGCAACUCAAGAGGCAGAAGUGUGUGACAACAGGAUAAAGUCCCUUGUUGCUGCUAGAGACAAGUUAGACACGACUAUUACCCAGACAGAAACUGCUUUUGAAAAGAUUCUUGAAAAUACUGAACUUCUUUUGGCCAUGACAAAGAAAACUGGCGGAGAAAUAGAUGAAAUUGUGUAAAAAAAAGGUUUUACAUUUGACGGACUUCUCAAUAUCAGACAAACUCAAGAAGUGUAACAACAAUGUUAAAAUUCUCAUGGUGAAAAUAAUUAUUUUUUACAUAAAUUAUUUUUUUGUUUGAUAAUACUUUUAUUGGAUCUGUAAAGGUUUUCCGAGUUUACAAUA
Molecule: messenger RNA, 591 nt
Organism: Neocloeon triangulifer
Lineage: Eukaryota; Metazoa; Arthropoda; Insecta; Ephemeroptera; Baetidae
Exons: 4
Coding region: 103-426 (107 amino acids)
Cellular component (GO): centrosome; ciliary basal body
Source: RefSeq, a predicted model, not a curated record